Molecule: messenger RNA, 1393 nt
Organism: Stylophora pistillata
Lineage: Eukaryota; Metazoa; Cnidaria; Anthozoa; Scleractinia; Pocilloporidae
Biological process (GO): regulation of apoptotic process
Molecular function (GO): death domain binding; protease binding
Source: RefSeq, a predicted model, not a curated record
CUUCCUCUGUUGAUACCCGAGUGUCCCCCAACAUUCCAAUAUGGCCGUUAACGUUUUGACUUCCGCUUUAGAAUCUGAAGUGUAUUGGUCCUUAAAAAAUGAAGUUUUGAUAGAACUAAGGGAACUGCUCGUUGACAAAUUGCAAUAUGAGAAAACUUUGGACUAUCUGAGAUCCCAGCAAGUAUUUGAUCGAAUGGACUGCGAUGAAAUUGAAGCAGAGAGAACUCCAAGGAAAAAACGAGCAAAAUUCUUGGACAUAUUGGGCGAUAAAGGCCCCACAGCUUUUGACCAGUUGUGUAUUGCUAUACAAAAGAAGUGCAGGGGACAAGAAUACUUGUUGGACAUUAUCCUCACCACGUUUGAUAGGAAGAAGCAAGAGCGAAUUUUCAAAGAGCCACCGCCCACAGAACCACCUGAUAUGUCUCCCCCGUGUGAUGAUCCAAAGCUUGUUGUUAUGGUAACAGGGUUAAGUCCAGAUGCAUGUCAAGUUGAUUUAAAUAAUUUGCCAGGACCUGGGGAUCCUGGAGCUCCAAUUCCACCUGAUGAGAUAGAACCUACUGGUGGUCAACAACCAGGUCAAUCCAUCAACCAAACUCCAGUUACCCCUCCACCAUCAUAUAACUUGUCAGAUUUGCCACCACCUUACUCUGAAUCGGAAAGAAACUGAGUAAGAGAUGGACAGACAUGGAAACCAGUGGUCACUGUAUUAAAUGUCUUGGUAUCAUGAAAGAAAAAGAGAUGCUGAGAUGGAAUUUGUCACAGAGAGUGGUGAAGGGGCCUAUUAGGCAUGGCACCCUCAUAGAAUAGACUGUUUCACAGAAUUUAAUAUGAAUUGCUGAUUGGCUAAACAAGGUGCUUUCCAGGAGAGGGAAACUGUUGUUAAGUACCUUUAGAAUUUCCUGUGACAAAUUUGGAAGACAAUCCAGUGACGUAAAAAGAUUUUUCUUUUUAAUGAAAAAACAGCAAGUAAACUAAUACAUUAUUUUUUUCUGUGUUGGUUAGGAACUAUUUUAUGGUCAGGUUUUACUCCUUGUAUAGCUUUUGAUAAUAAAUUCAUUCAGCUGUCACUCAUUCAAAGAUAGAUGUACAGUUAUGGAUCCUGUGGUUUCUCCAACAGUUUCUCUUGUGCACAGCUCACCCAGUUAAAAUGUGUAGUUGACUCUUGUUACUCCUUGUUUGUUUCUUUCAUCUCUGCAGUGAUUGCCUUAAAAGCAGUCACACAGUCUGUCUGUCUAAUAGCUUGACUGGAAAAUAUCACUAUUUAAAAGUAGAAAUAAGUUGAAAUGUCUAAUAAUUAAAAUUAGCUUUGUAAAGGUUGGCAUAGUUUGACUGUACAUAUGCUUGUAUUAUUCACCAUUAUUCAGUAGCAUUAAAAGCAACUUGUAAAACAAAA